GAAUCCCAAAAAUGACAUCUCGAUUGCGGUGGAGCAGGGAGCAACUGGGACGCUGAGAGAAGAAAGAAAGAAGUCCGACCCGGAGCUGCUCGUGAGGCUCGAAGACGCAGCGGAAAGGCGCAGAGAAUUACGCACGGUCUCCAGUUUGGAUGCCUCUGCUUCAGCGCGGACUUUCAUCGCAUCUUUGGAAAUGUAGUUGCAUUCUUGGGGAAAAUCUCAAGAAGGCAUUUGUUGUUACAGUACUGGUUGAUGAGAGAGCUGCUGAGGCUCCGUUUCCUGUUUGCCAGCGCGCUGCAGCUGGGCUGAAGAAGCCCCGCAGGGCUCACUGAACACCGGGUCCUCCUUCCCCGCUCCAAACCACCGCCGGUCCGCUGCCAGUCCGCUGCCACAAACUCGGUGGAGAAAAAAGAAGAAAUGUGCGACCUGAUGCCAGCCUCCCAGCCCGCGGAGAAAAUCGGCAAAAUGAAAAAGUUGAGGAGAACUUUGUCCGAGAGUUUCAGGAGUAUCGCUUUCAAGAAAGAGGACAGCGGCUUUGAUGAGAUAUGUGUCACAAAGAUGUCCACACGCAGCUGCCAGGGAACAGACUCGGUCAUCAAGCCCCUGGACACCAUCCCUGAGGACAAGAAGGUGAGAGUGCAGCGCACGCAGAGCGGCUUCGACCCGUUUGAGAAGCCCGCCAGCCAGGUGAAGAGGGUCCACUCUGAGAACAAUGCCUGCAUCAACGCCAAGAGCUCGUCCGCUGGCAAGGAGUCGCCCAAACUGCGUCGGCACUCCAGCCCUAGUUCUCCCACAAGCCCCAAGUUUGGAAAGGCAGAUUCCUACGAAAAGCUGGAGAAACUGGGAGAGGGUUCAUAUGCUACAGUUUACAAAGGAAAGAGCAAGGUGAAUGGGAAACUGGUGGCUCUGAAGGUGAUUCGUCUGCAAGAGGAGGAAGGGACGCCCUUUACAGCCAUAAGAGAAGCAUCUCUUCUGAAAGGCCUGAAGCAUGCCAACAUCGUGCUCCUCCAUGACAUCAUCCACACCAAGGAAACCCUGACUCUGGUCUUCGAAUAUGUGCACACAGACCUGUGCCAGUACAUGGACAAACACCCCGGGGGUCUCUAUCCAGACAAUGUGAAGCUGUUCCUGUUCCAGUUACUGAGAGGCCUGUCCUACAUCCACCAAAGGUACAUCCUUCACCGCGACCUGAAACCACAAAACCUGCUCAUCAGCGACACCGGAGAGCUCAAACUCGCUGACUUCGGCCUGGCCAGGGCCAAAUCAGUCCCCAGCCAUACCUACUCCAAUGAGGUGGUGACCCUGUGGUACCGGCCUCCAGAUGUCCUGCUGGGAUCCACAGACUACUCCACCUGCCUGGACAUGUGGGGAGUGGGCUGCAUCUUCAUUGAGAUGAUCCAAGGAGUGGCUGCCUUUCCCGGGAUGAAGGACAUCCAAGAUCAGCUGGAGAGGAUAUUCCUGGUCCUUGGCACCCCAUCUGAGGACACCUGGCCUGGCGUCAACUCUUUGCCUCACUUUAAACCAGACCGUUUUACAGUGUACAGCGCAAAGAAGCUCAGACAAGCGUGGAAUAAGUUGGGCUAUGUGGACCACGCUGAGGAGUUGGCCUCCAGGUUCCUCCAGUGCUUCCCAAAGAACCGGCUGUCAGCCCAGGCAGCGCUGAACCAUGAGUACUUCAGCAACCUCCCUCCGCGGCUCUGGGAGCUGCAGGACAUGUCUUCUAUCUUCACUGUACCAAAUGUCAAGCUGCAGACAGAGAGCGGGGACAGCAUACAGGUGUGUGCACGAAGGAACAGUCAUGGAAAGGCAUCCUCUGGCAGCAAACACUGACCUGAGGCAGCAUCCUGCACAUGAUUGCCUGACAGGUGAUUGUUGGAAGAAAAGAUGAAGACAGAGAUGCUGAGAAGGAGGAUCCAGAUGAAUGAAAGAGCCCCAGUUCUCUUUAUUUAUUACCUUCACAAUAUGUGUGAGAGUGUGUGUGUGU
Morone saxatilis (striped sea-bass) is the source of this 1981-nucleotide messenger RNA. RefSeq names its product cyclin-dependent kinase 14 (gene cdk14). The transcript has 15 exons. The coding region runs from base 415 to 1827 and encodes 470 amino acids. Gene Ontology annotation, cellular component: nucleus; cytoplasm; cytosol. Gene Ontology annotation, molecular function: cyclin binding; cyclin-dependent protein serine/threonine kinase activity; ATP binding. NCBI's taxonomy places the organism in Eukaryota, Metazoa, Chordata, Actinopteri, Moronidae. The record is from RefSeq and is a predicted model, not a curated record. Gene Ontology annotation, biological process: protein phosphorylation.